UUGCGUGCGUGUGUUCUACGAGUCUAAAGGUUCGACAGAAAAAAAAAUUAAAUAAAAAAAAACUUAAAUUUCAAUUUUCAAUUUUUCAAUUUCAAAUUUCAAAAAGUGCCUUUAGCAGUAAAAUUAAAUUUCAAUUUUCAAUUUUUCAAUUUCAAAUUUCAAAAAGUGCCUUUAGCAGUAAAAUUAGUUCUGCAGUUGUAAUCCUGCACGGUGGCUCUGAAAUCAAAAAUAGACAGGAGUACAUAGACGGGAAUUCCAGCUGCUGAUCAAUGGAGGACACAGCAGAAGAGGAGAAAGAAAGCUCAUUGAGCGAGUCUGAUUGUGAUGAACUCGUUCAUUUGGCUUGCACGGAGUGCUUCAAUGUGUUCCCUCCAAGUGACUUUGAGGGCCAGCUGGACGAGUUCCGCAUGUGUCGUCCGUGUAUAUAUCGGAAUCCGGAGCUAUGGAGGUUCUUGAGCAAGUACAUAUAUUACCCAAUAGACGCGGUCACGCCCUUGACUCCACUGCAGAAGGUGGUUCAGAAAUGUGAACUGAUGAUCCUCAAGCUGAAAUUCUCCACGCGUCAAUACGACAAGAUCUUCACACAAGAUUCGCUGGCGCGCAAGGAUCGGGCCACAGAGCUCUUGACAGAAUUGAUCGUGAAGUUUCAGGACUUCGAAAGCUGCACGCUGCUAGCCAAGAAUUACGACGAAGUGUUAAAGAUCAUAGAAGAAGAAGAACAAAGAGCGCAGGCAGCUAAAGAGAUAAGGCGACAAGAAAGACACGAACGCAAUCAACAGAAAAGACAACGGAGAGAAGAAAAACUAGAUCGCAGACAACAGAGAGGUCUAGAACUACUACGCAAAAGACAACAAGAAAGAGAGGAGCUGGAAAAGCGACGACAAGAAGAGCAACGGCAGAGGGAACUAGAAAAAGAGAAGGAGCAACUAAAGCAACAAAUGCUGCUAAAGCAGCAACAACAACAACAGCUAGAACAACAACAACUAGAACAACAACAACUAAAACAACAACUAGAACAACAACAACUAGCACAACAAGACCCAGAUUGGCAAGCAGAACAAGAGCGACGACUGCAACGAGAUCUGAGUAAUAAGAAAUGGCAGAAAAAACAACAAAAAAAAUGGGAAGAACAAAUACAAAGGGAACAAAGGAAAAUGCGAAUAAUGGAAGAAAGAGAAGCAGAAUACCAAAGUGCAAGAAAAGAAGCCGAGAGAUUGGUAAAAGAGAAGUAUGACAAAAUGAAAAUAGAGGUAGAUAAGGAAAGACAAGAAUGGAUCAAAUAUCAACAAGAACUAAAAGAAACUCUACAUAAACAUAACCAAAAAGCGAUGGCUAAACAAUCGGAUAUAUUGAAAAAGCAAGAAAAUCCAAAAUGGCAAGCGAAGCAUCAGCCCCUAAGAGAGCAACUAGAAAGACAGAAGGAGCUAAACCAUAAGUGGCAGGCAGAGCAGCAGCUAUUAAAGGAGAAACAACAACAAGAAGAACUAGAACAGCAACGGCAAAAGCAACAAGAACACUACAACAAAGCCAACAACAAGACCAAGAACAACAAGACCAAGGACAACCAGACCAACAACAACCAGACCAACAACAACUAG
Drosophila mojavensis is the source of this 1598-nucleotide messenger RNA. Its product is annotated as golgin subfamily A member 6-like protein 22. The transcript is spliced from 4 exons. NCBI's taxonomy places the organism in Eukaryota, Metazoa, Arthropoda, Insecta, Diptera, Drosophilidae. The record is from RefSeq and is a predicted model, not a curated record. Bases 270 to 1598 code for a protein of 442 amino acids.